Astyanax mexicanus (Mexican tetra) is the source of this 7057-nucleotide messenger RNA. RefSeq lists its product as uncharacterized. The record is from RefSeq and is a predicted model, not a curated record. Bases 32 to 2914 code for a protein of 960 amino acids. The transcript has 9 exons. Lineage: Eukaryota; Metazoa; Chordata; Actinopteri; Characiformes; Acestrorhamphidae. Gene Ontology annotation, molecular function: protein binding.
UCGGGCAUCGCUGGUCCGUAGGAGAGCCGUAAUGGCGGAGAACGUGCGGUCGCCUUUCGACUACCGAGAGCCCCCGACCCUCGACAGCGAUGGAGACGGCAGCAAGCCCGCGCCGUCCCGGGGGUUGUCUUGCAGACGUGUGUGUGGGAGGAAGAGGAAGGGGACGCCGGUGAAGGUGUGUGAUCGGGCGUAUGUGACUGAAGAUGAAGAGGAGAGUAUGUCUGAGCACAGCUACAGUCCAGGUGAUGGGCAGUAUCCGGACGGAGCAGAGGACCGUCUCCCUCCACCCGGCAGCCCGUACUACCUCGCUGACCCCACCCAGCUGUGUGUAUCGGAGCUGGGGGAGGAGGGGGCGAGUGGGGUCCGCGGGCCUGUGCUCUUCCACCCCCCACCGAACUGCAGGAUCAGAGAGGUGCAUUGUGGGAGCCAGGUGAGGCUGGUCGUCAUAGCGAUUCGAGACAUUGCCAAAGGAGAGGAAAUAACGGUGGAUUACAGCCUGACGGACUGGGGGGAGAACGCCAUGGGUUUCCAUCGCUCCGUAUCGCCGCGCGGCUUCGACUGCGGCUUCAAUCCAGACAACAACAUCAAAAAGGAGGAGGAGGCAGGUCCUCUUCCUCUCUCUCUCACCGUCUCAGACUACCUCACUCCUUCCUGGUCUCUCUCUCCCUCCUCUUCUCCGCUCUCUCACUCCGAGGCUAGCGACUCAGACCGCGAGGAAGAUGAGGAGGAGGAAGAAGACGACGAUGACGACGACGAAGAAGAGCUGGAAGACCUGAGAGGCCGAAUGAUGCAACGGCGAAAGAAAAGGAAGACGGCCCCCGCCUCCAAGAAAAAGGCCCAGAGAGUUCAGCCCCGCCCCCUUUCUUUUGCUCGCUCCGCCCCUUCUUCAUCUCCUUUCCAGACACCACUGGCUCCUCCCACCACGAACAUAAACAACAACAUUAACAUAAACAUCGGGCGUGGCACCGGCGGCACGGUGAGCAGGCGGCAGCACUGUCCAUACUGCGGCCGGAACUUCCGCUCCCUCGCCCGACACCUGGAGAAACACCACGACCAGCAGCCAGAAAUCCGCGCCGCCAUGGAGCUAGCGCACCUACGCUCCUCACAAACCUCCACCGCCACACACCCCGCCGGCUCCGGCUCACACUCCUUCACCUCCCCCCUGCAGCCCUCCACCUCCUCCUCCGCCGCUCCUGGUCCCUCGCUGUUCUCCCGAGAGCGGGAUUCACAGUCCGCCUCCAAUUCCGGAGCUGUGUCCUUCUCCCUGUCCCUCUCUCCCACCUCCACCACCAACAACACCACCUCCUCCACCUCCAAAAAACCUCCACCCGCCCUCGCCACCCCGCCCAGGAAAACCACAGUGUCCGCCUCCACGCCCCCCAUCAAAGCCCCGCCCGUAACGCCCAGCGUCACUCCUCCCGCCAGGAGGGGGCGCCGGCCCAAGAAGGAGAAGCAGGAGGAGCAGCAGAGGAAGCAGGAGGAGCUGGAGAAGGCGAAGGAGGAGCCUCCUCCGACUCCAGGGCGAGAUGAGAAGGACAAGGUGGAGGAAGAGGAGGAGGAGGAGGAGGAGGACGAGGAGAUGAACGAAUCGAGAGACAAUGACAGUGGAGAUGAAAAGAAUGGAGAGACAGACAGUUCUCCCCGCUCUCACAUGCCCCCGCUGCUGUCCUCUCUCUCCACGCUGGUUCUGUAUUUGCGACGGCAGCAGCACUCCUCCUUCCUAUCGCUCUCUCGCGCCGGCAGCUCGGCCGAGGCCUGGCGGCUGCUGUGCCACUCCAGCCUGGCGCUCCUGAUCCUCUACAACCGGCACCGCGAGUGUGAGGUGGCCAAGCUGACCGUGCAGGACUACCGCAGCCGGGUCACCCCCUCACCUUCAUCCUCCUCCUCCGGCAGCGGUAACUCCUCUAACUCCUCCCACUCGCCUCUAGAGGGCACGCUCUCUCCUUUUGAGCGGCAGGUGCUGUGCCACCGCCCCCGUGUGGGUGUUCUGGGGAAGCGCGGGCGAGUUCAGCCGCUGAUCCUCCCGCCACAUUCAGAAGCCUGCCUGGACCUGCUGCUGAAAACCUCUGCGGACGUGGGCGUGGACCCCCAGAGUCCCUACGUCUUCUCCCGUCCCUUCCACUCCCCUGCCACCCCCUUACGUGGCACAGACCUUUUGCGGGGCCUGGCGCGCUCCAGUGGAGCGAAGAACCCCACGGCGCUGACGGCGCCCCGCGCCCGCCGGCAGGUGGCCAUCUUGACCCAGCUCCUGAUGCUGGAGGAAGGGGAGAAGCCCCAGGGAGUUGCCGCCAAACGCCUGGAGGAGUUCCUCCAGAAGGAGUACCACGUGACCCAGAGCUGCACCAGGAUAGGCCAGGACCCGGCGCUGAUGGGCAGAGUGAGCCGGGUGGUGCUGUACGGGGAGAGAGACGGCGUGCUCUUCAGAGGCAUGAGCCUCCAACACAUCUGUCUGGAGUUGGACGUGAUGUCGGGGAACUCCGGGGACUCGUUUUCAGAGGAGUCGGAGGUGGAGGGAGAGAAAAGUAAGGAGAAAGUGGAUGGAGGGAAGAAGGCGGGAGUGAACGGACGAGGGCCGCGUCCCAAAAAGAGCUUUAACCCUCACGUCUUGCCCACUACACCCUCCCCCUCCGCCGGUCACAAGAGAAGAGCAGCACAGAUCAAAUCAGGAAAGCGCGGGGUGCUGAAGCGGCCGUGGUCCGAGGCGGAGCGCGUUGCCGUGGAGACGCACCUCAAGCGCAACAUCCUGGAGCUGCGAGUGCCGGCGAAGGCGGACUGUGAGCGAUGCCUCCAGCACUGCCCCCUGCUGGUCACCAACCAGCGAGACUGGAGAGCCAUCAAAUUCUACUGCCACAACCGCAUCCAGCUCCUCAAGAAACAGGGGCGGAGGGAGGGCAUCGGAACAGCCGGCUGUUAACUCUCAACACACACACAUAUACACACACACACACACACAAGACUUCAAAUGUGGGGUUGAAGAAGCGACUGACUGCACACACACUUAUGCAUUCUUGUAUAUUGAGGGGAGCCAUGUAUCAGUGUAUCCGUUAAACACACACACGCACACACACACACUGAUAAUUAAAUGACUGUGGUGUGGAAGAAGACAUGCCUCUACAGAAUGUGGAUAUAUUAACGGACAGAUUCACACAGUCCUUCAAAGUGAAUACCUCGUAUCCUGGUCACUGAUAUUCAGACUGGAGUGCCGUGUUUUUUUUUGUUUUUUUGUUUUUUUUUUGUGGACGUAAAUAUGAUGGGAGGAAGAUGCCGGAAAUUUUGCCCAGACUCAACAACACAGCUGAAAACACGUCUCUGAACUGAAGCAAACCCUGUAGAUUUGAUCCAAAAGACUGCAGCUGUUUCUCUAUCAGCUCGUUUGUUUGUUUGUUUGUUUUUUAUAUGCUAACCCCUGAUUUGUCUAGUGGAGUAUCGCGGUUGGACUGAUUGUGAUAAAUUUAUAUACAGAUUUUUAUGCUGAUCUGUGGUGGGGGGGCGGGGUUAUACGUUGGUGGUUAGUUUCUGUGGGACCACAUCAUCCCUGAGUUUUAAUAAGGAUUUACUGAAGAUCAUAAAUUAUUUAUCUGUGUUCACCUGAACAAGCCAAGUUUCUACAGCCAGAAAUCCCUGAGCUCGUCUGCAGCAGGUCAGCAUUUUUGCAGUCAAAGAUUUCAUUACACCCGUCUGCUUAUUUUACACUUUAUUUUGAGAGUCGGUGUUCAUUCUGUACCUCAAACGGAAUGUACACGAUUCCGGAGGUUUUUAAAAAUGUAGGUUUUUAUUAAUGUUAUUUUCAAAAGAUCUCCGUGCACACAGAACACAUGCAAUACCAAUAAAAACGCUGCAAUUCAAACCUCCUACCAAAUAACAUCAAAACACACGCAAAAGAAGAGAACUUGGAAAUAAUUUUCUUAUUAUUAUCUAUUCUCAUAUUUUAAAAACGCUAAUACUCUUGCUUUUAAUUUACAACCACUCCACCAUUGCUGGAUCAUAGGAACAAUACUCUGUAUGGUUUUUGUACAGCGGGCAUUUCAAGAAUUUCAAAUGCCUCUACAGUUCACAACAUUUUAGAUAGAACUAUGAAAAUACUCAUAGAACAUUUUAAACAGCGCGAUCCGAUUUACAAUUUUAAUAAAAAUAUCAGGGCUCUUUCUGAAGCUAAGCUAUGUAAACUAAAACUGACAUGAAAAGACUCCCUGUGUGACGUCAGCACUUUUAAAGAACUGUACAGCUCCACCAGCAGCGCAGUUUCCCAAAAUCUUCAUCCUGAAGAGCGUUUUCUGAAAGCCAGAGGUGGGAGGAUCAAUCAAAAUAUUGAUAAUAUCGAUAUCGGCGCUACCAAUCGAUACUUAUGUUUUUUUUCUCUCCCACACGCACUGACUGCUGCACACGUGGAUUCAUCAAAGACUACUCUCUGACUACUCGCUGCAUGGAGCAUUGUUGUCGAUAUCAGCAAUACUUGGUAUUGGAUUGAUACCAAAAUUUCCAGUAUUGUCCACCUCUACUAAAAGCUCUGGAAAGAGUUUUAAGAGUUUUUAAAGACCUAAAUUGCAGUUUUCGUGUGUUUGCAGACACAACUAAAUAUCCGGAUCUGUACAGACGGGCCCUAAAGACAAUAAAUUUAUGACCUUACUAAACUAAAAACAUGUUAAAUAUAACUAUGUUUAAGGUCAUAAAUUCUUCUGCUAUAAAUCUAAACCGUAAAACUAAUCCGAACUGUAACCACAUUGAUCUAAAGGUGUAUCUAAGAAUAAACAUCAGCACAACCUUUACCUGAACGCGUGCUGAUCGAUAAUCUACUGCUGGCUCUCAAAAUGAAGUGUUUCUUCAUGUUCACCUGAUGAAUUGAAAUUAUGUUAAGUUCAAUGAAAAGGUCAAACAUUUCAAGGUGAUUUCCAUUUUUCUCCAGUGUUUGAAAAGUUCACUCAUGGUGGGGGUGUGUGUGUUGUGCUGGUACAGUGAGUGGAUCAGAUACAGCAGUGCUGCUGGAGUUCUUAAACACCUUAAUGUCACUGCUGGAUUGGACCUUUUGGAGGCAUCCUGUGGGAGCAGCCUCCUGUGGGAAACGUCCUGUGGGAGCAGCGUCCAAUAAAAGGCAAUAAAAUCUUCAGACGUCUGAAUAACAGCAUCCACCACCACUUUUUAGGUUUUAACCUAUUUAAUGAAGCAGAAGUUUUUAAAGAUGACGUGGAAUCUUCCGUAAAUCGUGGAGGAAUGGAACAGUUUUUAACUGGAAAUCAGCUUAAAAGUUAUUUUUUUAAGAAAGAAAGCAUCAUUUCAUCCUCUGUAAUCAGACAGUGAUCUGCACUGCUCCAAAAAUGAAGGGACACAGCGUAGAUUGUGGAUGAAGAAACAUUUAAGCUGAAAACCUUCACUGAUAUAAUGUGUGUAGUUAAUUAGUUGAAAACAAAAUAACUCAUGAACGUAAAUGUCUAAAGUAAAACAUUGAUGAGACGGCGGAUGGUGUUUUAGGUGAUGUUCUCCCAGACCUGGAUCAGGGUCUCAGUGAGCAUCAUCGACUCAGCAGCAUUAGAUGUACUUACAAGGUUUGGACAAUGAAACUGAAACACCUGGUUUUAGACCACAAUAAUUUAUUGUCCGGACAGACAGUUCUGGUGGAAACAGGAGAGUUAAGGUGCACAUUAAAUUCUAUCGUGACAAUAACGUACAAUCUGGGUUAGCACCCGAACAUUCUUUUCAGACAGCUUCCUCUUGGGUCCACAGUUAAUCCUGUUGGAUGUGGUUGGUCCUUCUUGGUGGUAUGCUGACAUUACCCUGGAGACCGUGGCUCUUGAUGCAUCACAAAGACUUGCUGUCUUGGUCACAGAUGCGCCAGCAAGAUGUGCACCAACAAUUUGUCCUCUUUUGAACUCACCCAUAAUGUUGUGUGCAUUGCAAUAUUUUGAGCAAAGCUGUGCUCUUACCCUGCUAAUUGAACCUUCACACUCUGCUCUUACUGGUACAAUGUGCAAUUAAUGAAGAUUCAAUUUAGCCAUGAAACCACCCCAAAUUAAAAUGACAGGUGUUUCAUUUCAUUGUCCAACCCAUGUAGAUAUAAAAUCCCAGAGGUUCUGAACUGGAUUCAGGAUCAAGCCUUUAUUAUCCAAGAACUGCCUGCACACUCUUGACCACAUGAAGCCGGGCAUCGUCCUACUGCACCAACAUGAGGUCCAACACUGGCUCUGAGGCGUUCAUCUCUGUAUCUAACAGCAUUCUGGGUACCUCCCCAGACCGGCCAUGCUGGAUAAUGUUUCAGUGAGAAUAAGGUCUCCUGUGAGGAGAACAGGGCGCCAGUGGUGGACCUGCCAGUUUUGGUGUCAUCUUCAUAGAGUCUGACAGUUUAAUCAGAAGACUCUCUGUAGGACUUUUUUUGUUUUUGGGGGUGUGUCUUCCCAAAGCAGGUGAACGUGAUUCACAGUGGUUUCUGAUUCCUAACUGUGCAGCUUUAUAUCCCUGAGGUGUAACAGACUAAAAACUGUAAUAAAAGUAAAAGAGUAAAAGAGUAAAACUGUAAUAAAUACGUGUUCCCUUUUUGUUUAGAGGAGUUUAAUUCAGUGAAGGGAGGAACUGUGUUGUCUUGGUUGUGGAUCUGCUGCAGAGAAACUGUAGAAAAUAUUCAGUGAAAAACCUUUUAGCCGAGAACUUAGGCUUAGGCUUUGUUUCAUUUAUUAUUUUUGCUUCAUUUUUGCUCUUUGACCAAUUGAGGACCUAUUUUUACCACAUUUACAGUAUUUUAGAUAAGCUAAAGCCUUUGGUUUUGUUUCAUGUUAAAUAUUCGUCUUGGUUUCUCCAGCUGUUGAGUGUUUAUUGAUAUACUAUCAGUGAACUCAUGCUAGCAGACGUGGCUAUCGUGUUUUUCCAUUGUGUGUGAAGUUCUGUACAUUCUGUAAAUACGUACUUAUAUAAAAGUGCUACAUUUUGUUAGGAGUUUUUUCUUGUUUUCUGUUACGUUUUCUUAAAUGGCAUUGUGUAAAGAUCUAUCCGAUUUUAGAAGAAAGCUGUUUAGAGAAACACAGAGGUUAAUGUAUGUCACACUGCAAGAAAUAACAACCUUUAAUUUGCA